UCAGCGUCAUCAGCGCUUCCAUCAAGAGCCUCUCCAACUCCACUUCCAACCUUCAUCAUAUCCCGAGGAUACCAGGAUGUUAUUUAUACGUAUUUGUGUUGUGCUCUCACCGUUUAUUGUCAAAGGUCUUCAGCUGCUUCCACAGACCCGUGAGGAUCCUAACAAUCUGAAACAUGCAGAUGAAGAUGAAGUCAAGUCAGUGAUGGAGGGAGAUUCUGUCACAUUACACACUGAUGUUAUUCACAUACAAAGACGUGAUCAGAUACUGUGGAUGUUUGGACCUCAAGGGAUUCCAAUAGCUGAUAUUUAUAAUCAGAAACCCAAAACAUAUCAGACUGGAAGAUAUGGUGGUAGACUGCAGAUCAACAGUCAGACUGGAUCUCUCACCAUCACAAACAUGAGAACAACAGACUCUGGACUUUAUAGAUUAGAGGUCAUCAAUGGGAAAGAAACAUUGUUCAAGAUAUUUAAUCUAACUGCCUAUGCUCGUCUGUCUGUUCCUGUCGUCAUCAGAAACUCUUCUCAAUGUUCUUCAUCAUCAGAAAGAUCUUCAGUGUCAGAAUGUGUGUUGUUGUGUUCAGUGAUGAAUGUGACACAUGUGAGUCUCUCCUGGUACAAAGGAAACAGUUUAUUGUCCAGCAUCAGUGUGUCUGAUCUCAACAUCAGACUCCCUCUACCUCUGGAGGUGGAAUAUCACGAUACAAACACAUACAGAUGUGUCAUCAAUAAUCCCAUCACAAACCACACAAAACUUCUACACAUCAAUGAACUCUGUCAGGCGUGUUCAGAUCCCAGUCAGCAUUAUUUAAUACCGCUGAUAACUGGUCUUGUGGUGGGGCUGCUGGUCAUCGUUUUUGUGAUUUUCUGGCAUAACUCUAAACAACAAAUAAUGAGAGAUGUUGAAGCAAAUCAGACAGCAUACUCAAAUGUAGUGACAUAA
Molecule: messenger RNA, 940 nt
Organism: Triplophysa dalaica
Lineage: Eukaryota; Metazoa; Chordata; Actinopteri; Cypriniformes; Nemacheilidae
Product: SLAM family member 5-like
Exons: 6
Coding region: 77-940 (287 amino acids)
Source: RefSeq, a predicted model, not a curated record